Molecule: messenger RNA, 2058 nt
Organism: Annulohypoxylon truncatum
Lineage: Eukaryota; Fungi; Ascomycota; Sordariomycetes; Xylariales; Hypoxylaceae
Product: cytochrome P450
Exons: 3
Coding region: 280-1833 (517 amino acids)
Molecular function (GO): heme binding; oxidoreductase activity, acting on paired donors, with incorporation or reduction of molecular oxygen; iron ion binding
Source: RefSeq, a predicted model, not a curated record
AUCUAAUGCAUACACAUAUUCCCUUACGCCGCUCAUCAAACGAACCGCACAUGUAGCCGAUUCCAUAGUAGUUAUAUACUUAAAGUAGUGUUUGCCAUAUACCUACCUACGUGUGAGAUAUUACUAGUCGCAAAUCUUUAGACCUAACGCUUUCAAGUGUUGCAACCCUGAGAAUGCGAAUUUGAUUGAUAAAAUCCCCACCAUUUGCAGUUGCACACACGAAGGCACAUUAGCUUCCGUGAGGCUCUGCAAGAUACCGCCCUUGGGCACGCCUCCAACAUGUUCUCCAUCUUCCCCAUCAUCGCAGGAACCGUUGCCGCGACCUACAUCCUCCUGCUAACUCUUCUUCGUCUCACUCAAGAUGCGGCCGAGCCGCCGUCAGUCAAUGAUACCUUCCCUUUUAUUACAACUGUUUUAAGCACGUUAUCUAAGGGCACGAGGCUUCAUCGUUUGAUGAGGGAUCAGUAUAAUCUGCCGAUUCACACAUUGCGACUGCCUGGUUCACGAUUAUAUGUCAUUAACUCCCCGGCUCUCAUUACGUCGGCCCAAAGCCAAAUUCAAACACUCUCUUUCACCGCUAUACAAAGUGGUAUCGUAACCAACAUUCUUGGUGUUAAUAAGGCUACCAAUGAGAUCAUUGGUCGAGACGUGACGAGCCAUGGAAACUAUUUGACAAGCUUCCCCAAAUACAUUCAUCCCACCUUGAUCCCUGGCCCAGGCCUCGAUGAUAUGAACAAGAGGUCAAUCCAGGCUAUGGCCAAAUCCUUAGACGCAUUAGUAGGAAAAGGAAUCACGACAGUGAAGUUGUUCCAAUGGGUUCGCCACGAACUUUUGCUGGCAUUUACCGAAGGAGUCUACGGCCCUAGAAACCCUUUUCGUAAUGCUGAGAUGGAACAGGCUUGGUAUACGUUUGAGCCGGGGUUCAUGAUGUUUGCAUUAAACCUCUUCCCUCGCCUGUUCGCCAGGAAAAGUUAUCAAGCACGUGAAUAUAUGGUGAAAAUCUGGGAAGGUUAUUUCGAAACAGGUUCACAUCACCAGGGCUCCGAAAUGAUAAAAGCCCGCGUCAAGAUUAAUGAAGACUUCCAGAUAUCCUUGAAGGACACGGCAAGACUGGAAGUAGGAGGUACUCAUGGCCUCCUCUCAAACACCCUUCCUGGGACAUUCUGGACAGUGUACCACAUCUUCUCCGACCCGGUAGUCCUCGAAGACAUCAGGAACGAGCUCUCCAGAGGAGUCCAGAGCGAGGCCGAUGGUUCAUGUACUAUUGACUUGACCUAUAUUAAAUCUUCCUGCCCCAUCUUGCUUUCAACAUUCAAGGAGACGAUGCGCAUACAUUCUACCGGGACUUCCACCCGUAAGGUCCUGCAGGACCAUCGACUGGACAACAAAUACCUUCUUAAGAAAGGGAGCACCGUCAUGAUGCCGUCAGCGGUACAGCACACCAACCGUCACGUUUGGGGGGACACGGUGGACGAAUUCGACCACAAGCGCUUCGUGCCGGGCGCGAAACGCGUCAAUCCGGUUGCGUUCCGCGGGUUCGGGGGAGGAUCGACUUUAUGCCCCGGGCGACAAUUCGCAUCCACCGAGAUUCUCAUGUUUUCAGCUCUCCUCGUUUUGCGGUUUGAUCUUCGUCCCGUGAGCGGCAGGUGGACUGCGCCUUCGACGGCCAAUUCGUCGAUGGCGAAUUCGCUUCCUGUGCCUGAUUGGGAUUUCGAUGUUGAGUUGCGGCCUAGGGAUGAUAAGGACUGGAAGAUAUCCUUCUCGGGUUCUCAUAUGGAAAUGGAGAUAGCAGCGGAGGACAUUGAAGGCGCUAUCUCUGAACUGUCUCAUUGAUCUUGAGGUUUGGUGAUGAAAUAUAAAUUACCUAUGUAGGUAUUGAUAAUGGAGAGUUAUCCUGGUGGCUCAUUUUGGCUCGUUGUGGCUUGCUGUGGCUCAACAUUGUUAACGUCGAAGCUUCACCGGAGAAGUCUUUGCUUUCAAUUAUUUCAUUUUCUUAAUGAUUGGUAAUGAUGUAUCUAUGGUGUAUAAACCUGAAUAAGGAAACCCUAUGUCUCUGCG